AUGGAUGCGAAAACAAACUUGAUAAUUGAAUUUAGCCUUGUUCAAGUGACAGAGGUAACAUCGUCUAAUGCAAUGGAAUAUGAAGGCUGUAAGAGAACACUAAAUUCAAUUAUCAAGAAGAUUCCAAUCCGAUGUCUUACAACAGAUCAUCACACAACAAUCACAGUGAAGAUGAGGACAAACUAUUCAAACAUUGUUCACCAGUAUGAUGUGUGGCAUCUUUGCAAGUGGGUGACCAAAAAGCUGUCAAAGAAGGCAAAAAAAGAAAGAUUGUCAAGAGUUACUGCCAUGGUUUCCAACCAUUUAUGGUGGUGGUCUGGAACAUGUGAGCAGAAUGCAGAUAUCCUAAGGGAUUGGUUGUCCUUGUUGCAUCACAUCACUGGUGAACACUGUUGGAGGGCCUCCAAGGAAUUUAAAUUAGUAAAAAAAUGUGGCCACCCUAGAACAAGUAGAAAAGACCAAAAAGAGAUUGUAUAG
Messenger RNA from Paramuricea clavata, 477 nucleotides. NCBI's taxonomy places the organism in Eukaryota, Metazoa, Cnidaria, Anthozoa, Malacalcyonacea, Plexauridae. The record is from the annotation of a GenBank genome assembly.